AUGCAGCUCGAGCGUUGCAUCUCGCCAGCUCUCGCGCGCUCCAAGAAAUGUAUGAUUGUGGGCAGUGGCUACCCAAACGCACAAGCGUCUGAGCUCGCCUUGCAGGACUACCCUAUUAUAUCAAUCGGCGACAACCUGGAGAGAAGUUCACCUCUGAAAAAAAACUCCGCUGGGAUGACGAAUCAGUCAGAGGCAGACAAUUUCACCGACUCGAAGGACUCAUCAGGGGACGUCCAGCGAGGCAAACUCUCUCCUGAUCUUGACGGAGUCGCCGACAGUCGUCACACUUUCGAUGGAUCUGCAGGAGAAAGGUAUCUCCUGUCUCAGUCCAGUCAAGUUCAGCCGAGUCCCACCACCAUGUUUCCCUACCCGAGUCAGCAUGGACCGACGCACCCGGCUUUCUCCAUCGCCAGCCCGAGCCGCUACAUGGCGCACCACCCGGUCAUCACGAACGGAGCCUACAACAGCCUAUUGAGCAACUCUUCUCCGCAAGGUUACGCGGCCGCUGGCUACCCGUACGCGCAACAGUACGGACACGCAUACCAGGGCACGGCUUUCUACCAGUUUUCCUCCGCGCAAGCAGGACUCGUGCCUGGCAAAGCGCAGGUUUACCUCUGCAACAGGGCCCUGUGGCUUAAAUUCCACAGGCAUCAAACGGAGAUGAUUAUUACCAAGCAGGGACGACGAAUGUUCCCGUUUUUGAGUUUCAAUAUAUCUGGUCUCGACCCAACGGCGCAUUACAAUAUCUUUGUGGACGUGAUUCUUGCUGAUCCGAAUCACUGGCGCUUUCAAGGAGGAAAAUGGGUCCCGUGCGGCAAAGCGGACACAAAUGUAACAGGGAACAGAGUGUACAUGCACCCGGAUUCGCCAAACACCGGCGCGCACUGGAUGCGUCAAGAGAUUUCCUUCGGAAAACUUAAGCUAACCAACAAUAAAGGAGCAACCAACAACACAGGACAGAUGGUCGUCCUGCAGUCGCUGCAUAAAUACCAGCCUCGACUGCAUGUGGUGCAGGUGAACGAGGACGGAACGGAGGACACGAGCCAACCCGGGCGCGUGCAGACCUUCACUUUCCCCGAGACGCAGUUCAUCGCUGUCACCGCAUAUCAAAACACUGAUAUCACGCAGCUAAAAAUAGACCACAAUCCAUUCGCGAAAGGAUUCCGUGACAAUUAUGACACUGUCUACACAGGCUGCGACAUCGAUCGGUUGACGCCGUCCCCGGGUGACUCUCCUCGCUCUCAGAUCAUGCCUAGCGCAAGAUAUGCCAUGACUGGUUCUUUCCUGCAGGACCAAUUUGUCAGCUCGUAUGCCAAGUCCCGCUUUCACCCUGGCGUCGGAGGCGCUCCUGGCACGGACCGCAGCGUCCCACUUAGUAACAGCUUGCUCUCCCCGCAACAAACCGAGGAGACCACGGUGGCCUCCCCGCAGCGAUGGUUUGUCACCCCUGCCAACAACCGACUGGACUUUGCCGCCUCGGCAUACGAUGCUGCCGCGGCUGCUGAUUUCGCCGGUAACGCGGCCACCCUUCUGUCGUACGCAGCUGCCGGAGUUAAAGCGCUGCCCUUGCCCGGUGCGGGAUGCUCCAACAGACCUCUGGGGUAUUACGGCGAGCCGCCGGGGUGGGGCACCCGCACGCCACCGCAAUAUUGCAGCAAAUCCAGCUCUGUCCUGUCGUGCUGGCCGUCCAACUCUGUUGGGAGCAGAACGUCCGCCUCUAGCUACCUGGUCCCGGGACUAGAGGACGGAGACCCCAUUGCGCCCGAGAGGUCACCGCUAGGCGGGGCGGAUGAGUCCAAACCCAAAGACCUGUCUGAAUCCAGCUGGAUAGAAACCCCGUCCUCAAUUAAGUCGAUCGAUUCGAGCGAUUCUGGGAUUUUUGAGCAAGCCAAGCGGAGGAGGAUUUCGCCAUCUGCCACGCCGGUUUCCGAGACGUCGUCUCCAUUAAAAUCUGAAAUGUUGACGCCGAGGGAAUGCGAGAAAAACUGCUCCAAGGACAUCGGCUACUACAGCUUUUACCCCCACAGUUAGAAAUCUCGGACCGACUAAUG
Danio aesculapii is the source of this 2051-nucleotide messenger RNA. RefSeq names its product T-box brain transcription factor 1b (gene tbr1b). The coding region runs from base 1 to 2031 and encodes 676 amino acids. The record is from RefSeq and is a predicted model, not a curated record. Gene Ontology annotation, molecular function: RNA polymerase II cis-regulatory region sequence-specific DNA binding; DNA-binding transcription factor activity, RNA polymerase II-specific. The transcript is spliced from 6 exons. Gene Ontology annotation, biological process: cell fate specification; regulation of neuron projection development; regulation of transcription by RNA polymerase II. Gene Ontology annotation, cellular component: nucleus. NCBI's taxonomy places the organism in Eukaryota, Metazoa, Chordata, Actinopteri, Cypriniformes, Danionidae.